Molecule: messenger RNA, 3873 nt
Organism: Musa acuminata AAA Group (dessert banana)
Lineage: Eukaryota; Viridiplantae; Streptophyta; Magnoliopsida; Zingiberales; Musaceae
Product: transcription factor TFIIIB component B''-like
Exons: 10
Coding region: 1762-3564 (600 amino acids)
Biological process (GO): RNA polymerase III preinitiation complex assembly
Cellular component (GO): transcription factor TFIIIB complex
Molecular function (GO): TFIIIC-class transcription factor complex binding
Source: RefSeq, a predicted model, not a curated record
AAGAGGGAGGAGAAGGGAGGGGGAGGAUGGUGUCGGGGAAGGAGGGGAGCAGCGAUGGUGGACGAGGGAGGGGGAGGGAGGAGGGAACGGGGAAGGGGGGCAGCCACUGCGAAAGAGGAUGAGGAGGAGAAAGAGAGAGAUAUCGGGCGGGCAGAGACGUCGUUUCGUCGAUGGACAAGAAGACGCAGCAGUCACCGUUCACCGAGAAAAACGUCGCAUCGACAAGAACUCCCCGGAGGAAGACACCACAGUUGCUGUUCGCCGAUGGAGGAAGACAGCCGCUCGCCGAGGAAAUGCCGCAGUCGCCGCAAGCAGGGAAAGAGAGUCGUCGAUGGGGAGAUAGUCGUUGUGUGUAGAGCACGCGUGCACUAGACAUCCUCGUCUUGCCCUAAACCCUAAACCCUAAACCCUAAACGGGUGUGUGCGUGGAUAAUGCGCUCGUUUUGGCCAAUGCAGGGUUCGGGUCAGGCAUCGGUCUUAUUCAAUUUUUAUCAUUUAUCUCAUUGUUUGAUUAUUUAUUAUUGCCAAUGUUGUCUAUGUCAAUUAUUUUAAAUCUCAAUUAUUUUUUUUAUUUUCGUAAUAUUUAUUUGGGCCCAAGCUAGGCUUCCUCGGACACUGGUGUGAUUCAAUUACAAUUGGGUUAACUUGAGUCGAGUUAUUUUGUAUCUCUAGUUUGAACCAAAUAAGAUUCGGGACACCGCAAUAUUUUUGCGAAUUAUUUUGACUAAUUCCUUAGGGAUAUAGCAAGUUGAGGUAGGAAACACAUGAAAAUUUCUGGUUUUGAUCGUAUCUUAUGAUUGAUCAUAUUUUUGCCUUUAAGAGGAUAUGAAUUGGAUCAUGAUUUUAAACUGUAAUUAUCAUACUUUUCCAGAGCAAAUAUUUGCAUCGAGUAUGAUGUGCAGUCGAAUCAUUUAGCUUCUCAUAUAUAAAUUGUGAUGGAUAAUAAUGAUCCGUGCCAUUAUAAUGUAAACUUUUUAGUUUCUCCUAAAAAUUUCUUCAUUAAGCCUCUUAUUAUUCUUGUAAUGGAGUACAACAUGAAGAUUUAAGAGCAAUGUCAAGGUUAUGUAUCUUAGUUUACAUUUAGCAUGUACAAUUAGAUUAACAGGACAGAACUUGCAGAUAGCUAAGGGGUAAUUGAGAACAUUGUUACAAGCAUACCGAUGUCCAACUUAACUAGAGCCUUCAGUGUUACAUGGUGUCCAAAUCAGGAAGGGUAUCCGAUACAUUUGAUCUGCAAACUCUAGUUAUUAUUUAUGUUAGAGAUUUAUUGUGUGCUAGGUCUAGAUUAUGGUCGUAAAACUGUAGUUAAACCUUGUGCUUGUCAUUGGAGAAUGGGCCUCAUGCUACUUGCAUGAUUGUCAUAGAAGAAGAAACAGGUCUUUCUGUUUCUGUUGAAAUGGAUUCCUCAACAUCUAGGACCUAUACAUUAAAACAUUGAGUUGUUCAUGAAUUGUCUGAUCACUUGGGAGGUUCAUGUCAUGAAGAACAAUUCUAUAAUGCAGAAACGAGGUGGUUCUAAUGUUCGAUCAAUAAAAUACUUAACUAGGUAUGUUUUCUGUUCUGUUGAAGUUGAGUUCCCAUUAUUAAGUUAGCUUAUGUUCAGGUUGCAUUUAUGUUCCUCAGUAUGAACUCCAUUAUGAUAUUUUUGGUGUGCUAUCUCUACUAUCUACACGUUGCUAAUUUCCAAAAUCCUUUUCAUGUACUCUUAUAAUUGACUACAUUUUCAUUGAGUGGUGGCUGUAAACAGAAGGUUUUCACACAAUGUGCCAUAAACAUGUCAUGUUAUUACCAUAUACUACUCUAGGUAUGGAGGCAAUUGUUGAGGACACAAACCUUGCAACUGCUUGCUCUGGAUCAAAUAUUUUGUCAUCCGAAUUGAAUGAUACCCAACAACCUCUUCUUAUAGCAAAAGAUUUCGCAGCCUCAAAAUCCACUGAUGAUGGACUUCAAGUCUCAUUAUCGGAUGAUGAUUUGCAAGCUUUUCCAGAUAAUCGACAGGAAGUGGAGAUGUCAAUGCUUUCUGGCCUUGAAUCACUUGAUGAAUUUUCUUUUCAGCACAAUAACACCACUGAUGUCAGACAAGUAGGCAAGUUCCAACCUAGAAACAAGUCACAACCAAUAAAGGGAACUGCUAAAUCUGUUUCUUUUAUUCUUCCUGAUGCUUCCAUUACUGGUCCUCCUCCCAUGGGAUCCUUUUCUGAGAUAACGAACCCUUCUUCUGUACAAGCGAAGAUCGAUAUACCUGUGGACAAUCCUUUGCAUUCAUCAAUCAUAACCUCAGACUGCAAUGAAGGUGUUCAAAUAGAUCACCGAGAGGUGGGAGAAGAGAAUAGAGAAGAAAUCAGACUUCCAAAGGGUUUGGAGGAUAUUCAUACCGAGUCCCAAUCCCAAAUUGUUCAAAAACUUAAGCAGCGGAUCCAUGAAGGAAGGCCUACUUCAGAAAAUGAUGAAGAUGAUGAUGCUCAUAAACCAUGUAGGAAACUGAGAAAGAGGAUAGCCAAGUGCAGUACUGACCAAAUUGACGUUGGAAGCAAUGAUGAACGUGAUAUUGACAACUUUAAUGUCUCUCAGAUGGAUAACAGCCAAAGUGAUGAUUGUCAUAGGGAUGAAGAUAUGCCUAGGCCAAAGAGGACCAAGAGAAAGUCAAAGAGGCAGACAAAUGAAAUCGAAAAACCCACUCGGAAGCGUAAGAAAGCCUUUGAAAAACCUGAUUCUGUUGUAGAGAAUUCACCUAAAAAGAAGUUUCCUCAUGCCACAAGGCGAAGGAGAAGGCAAGUGAACAAAGUUUUACUGCAAACACCUGAAGAUGAGAUUGACCCGAGACAGAUUAGCAUAAGAGACCUAAUAAUGCUUGCAGAAGCUAAGGAGCGUAUAGCAAGUAAAGAAGCGGCGGCAACGAGUAAAUUAUUCUCAGGUCAGAGUACUAGUUCUUUGUCCAAUAAUGAGGACAUUCUUUUUGGAGAGGAUCAAGAACUGAAUCAUUCAGGUGAAGAAGCAAAUCAGAAUGUGCAAUCAACUCCCAAGAGAUUGAAUUACCAUUCUUACAUGAACCGGCCACAAACUAGUAGAUGGUCAAAAGCAGAAACAAAGUUGUUCUACGAGGCUAUUCACCAAUUUGGAACAGAUUUUGCAAUGAUACAGCAGCUGUUCCCUAAUCGCACACGCCAUCAAGUGAAACUAAAAUUCAAAAUUGAAGAACGCAAACAUCCUUCGCAAGUCCAUGAUGCUUUACUUCGUCCUUCCAAAGAUCGUACACACAUUAUGCAAGUAAUUAAGCAGCUCCAAAUUAGGGCAAAGCCAACUUCCAACGGAGAGACAGAUGGUGAUCAGGUGAAUCCAUUGCAGGAUGGCGUUGGUAAAAAGGAGGAAGAAACAAGCGGAGUCCAGAGUGACCAAGAGCAGCAGAGUGAUUGUGAAGAUGAAGUUGAGGGCCCUGAGGAGUUGGAUGAUUCGAAAGGUGAAGCCAAUAGUCCCUCGAAUUUUGAUGAGCAUCAGGGUCUGUUCGAGUGGGAUGGUGCUACUUCCCCUCAAGACACAGAAAAAGACACUCGCUGGGAGAUGUGAACCGUGGUUGGACCCCUAUCCUGCUUCUGCCUGCCUGCCUGCCUCCCCACGGAGUAUCAAUUAUGAUUGAUUAACGACUUCCUCUAUUUUAUUAUCUUCUUGUAUCAUAAUUUUAUUUCUCUCGAUGUUAUCGUGUGUUGAGAUUUGGGUUUCGUGAUGUGUGAAGGGGACAUUCGUAACUUUCCACGAUAGCAAAAUGUUUGCCUCUGGAGUUACUUUCCACGUGAAAGCUGGUUUGCGCUGCUUUUGCAGUGCCAGACGCUUGUUGGAAAUUUAAUCGAGAUAGAUACUCAUUUCUCCUUGGAACUC